AUGAUGCUCACUUUGUUGGUUUCUGGUCCACACCAACCAGGAAAUGAUAUUGAUGUUUAUCUGGCGCCAUUGAUUGAUGAUUUGAAACAAUUGUGGGAAGUAGGUGCUGAGAUAUAUGAUGCAUAUCACAAAGAAAAUUUCAUGCUCCGAGCUGUCUUACUUUGGACAAUCAAUGAUUUUCCUGCAUAUGGCAAUUUAUCAGGGAGCAAAGUUAAAGGGUAUUUUGCAUGUCCUGUUUGUGCUGACCAAACUUAUGCCAAAAAUUUAAAGCACAGCAGAAAAAUGUCAUAUACAGGACAUCGGAGAUUCUUACCAGACCAUCAUCCUUAUCGAAGACAGAAGAAAGCAUUUAAUGGGAAGAAUGAGUUAGGACCUACUCCCAAUAUAUUGAGUGGCUCUGAAGUCUUUGAAAGGGUGGAGAAUAUCAAUUGCGUGUGGGGUAAAAAGAGUAAGAAAUCUCAAUCAAAAGGAGCUGACGAUAAGAGUGCUUGGAAGAAGAAAUCUAUAUUCUUUGAGUUGGAGUAUUGGAAGCAUUUGCACAUUCGACAUUGUCUUGAUGUGAUGCAUAUUGAGAAGAAUGUAUGUGAAAGUUUGUUUGGGACAUUACUUAACAUUCCAGGAAAAACAAAGGAUGGAGUGAAAGCAAGAUUAGAUCUUGCAGAUAUGGGAUUGAGAAAUGAGUUGGCACCAAUGAUAGGGGAAAAAAGAACAUAUUUGCCACCUGCUUGUUAUACUCUAAGCAAGGCAGAGAAACGACAAGUCUGUGCAUUUUUUGGAGGAGUGAAAGUGCCAACAGGUUAUUCAUCAAAUGUAGCAAGUCUUUUGUCCGCUGAUGACUCGAAGCUUGUUGGUCUUAAGUCACAUGAUUGUCAUACUUUAAUGCAACAAUUGCUUCCGGUAGCCAUACGCGGUGUGUUGACAAAGCAAGUGCGGUAUGACAUUACUAGAUUGUGUUUCUUUUUCAAUGUCUUAUGUAACAAAGUUGUUGACGUUUCAAAGUUGGAAGACAUUCAAGGAGAUAUCACAACCACAUUGUGCCUGCUUGAAAAACACUUUCCUCCUUCAUUCUUUGACAUAAUGGUCCAUUUAACUAUCCAUCUUGUUCGUGAGGUAAAACUAUGUGGACCAGUGUGGUAUAGGUGGAUGUAUCCAUUUGAGAGGUUCAUGCGUGUGUUGAAAGGUUAUGUGAGAAAUCGCAACUGUCCUGAAGGAUGUAUCGCUGAAUGCUACAUUGCUGAAGAAGCUUUGGAGUUCUGCUCUGACUACUUACACAAUGUUCACACAGCAGGAUUGCCUUCUACUCAUCGCCAAGUUAAGCUAACAAAACCUCUAUCAGCUCCUCAUAUGAAAUCAAUUGACCAGAAUGAAUGGGAGCAAGCACAUCUAUACAUGCUCACAAAUGAUGACAUCGUCACUCCUUUGAUUGAGGAACAUCUUGCAGACGUGAAAAUAAUGAAUCCUAGAAAGGUGAAGAAUGGAAAAUGGUUGCAAGAUGAGCACAAUCGAACAUUUAUUUCGUGGUUGCGGAAGCGAGUUGCAAAUGUCAAUACUCACACCACACAACAAAUACCAGAAAGGUUACAGUGGUUGGCACGAGGACCUAACAAUAGAGUUUUGACGUAUGAUGCUUAUAUGAUAAAUGGUGUGACAUUUCAUACGAAGGCACGUGAUAACAUACGAGCUGUUCAAAACUCUGGAGUAAGUUUGGUAGCAAAAACAAUGCAAGUGGCAAGUGCAAAGGAUAGCAAUCCUAUUGUGUCAGACAUGACUUUUUAUGGAGUUAUAGAUGAAAUAUGGGAGAUAGAUUAUAAUAUUUUUCGAGAAGUAAUGUUCAAGUGUAGUUGGGUGGAGAAUAAUAAUGGCAUUAGAGUUGAUGACUUCGGGUUUACAUUGGUAAAUCUCAAUAGAAUUGGAUUCAAAUCCGAUUCUUUUAUCUUGGGGAGUCAAGCAAGACAAGUGUUUUAUGUGGAAGACACUCAAAAUUCUGGAUGGUCUGUAGCGCUCUCUGUUCCUUGUGUAGCAUACACUGAAGAAAUUGAGGAUGAUGAUGUCAGUCAUUUUGCUAUUCACCAUCAACAUUUUAGCAAUGGACUGCCACAGAUAGAUGUCACUAAUGAAACUGAUCUACCAUAUGUUCGUGUAGAUUGUGAUGGAAUUUGGGUUGACAACGCAAAAUCAUAA
Messenger RNA from Salvia miltiorrhiza (redroot sage), 2181 nucleotides. RefSeq lists its product as uncharacterized. Bases 1 to 2181 code for a protein of 726 amino acids. The record is from RefSeq and is a predicted model, not a curated record. NCBI's taxonomy places the organism in Eukaryota, Viridiplantae, Streptophyta, Magnoliopsida, Lamiales, Lamiaceae. The transcript has 3 exons.